GCGGGUUGUCCUGACGCGGGUCCGGCGUGAGAGUGGUGGCGUCACCGCGGGUAUAUAAGUGGCGCGCGACGGCAACUCAGCUCAGUGCGCGGUCAGACUGGGAAACAACAUGGCCAGGUUACGCGUGGUGGUGGUCCUUGGCCUCCUGGGCAUUGUUGCUGCCCAGGACGAACAAGCGCAGGAUGAAUUGACCAAGCUGCUCUGCUCCGAGAAGGGCCCGGGAGAGUGGUUCCGACUGGGGACAAGUGACUGCAGGAACGUGAUUCAGUGCACAGAGGCCGGUCUCCAGGCGCUGCGCUGCCCCCACGGCCUGGCCUUUGACCUGGAGCUCCAGACCUGUGACUGGAAGGGUAAGGUGAAGAACUGCGAUAAUAAGGUCAAGACGAAGAAGGCACAGCCGCUGCUCAGGACCAUCGAGCCUCUGUGCCAGGAGAACUUCCUGGCUUGCGGAGAUGGCACCUGCAUGGACCAACAGGUGUUCUGCAACGGCGUGGAUGACUGUCCCGACGGUUCUGAUGAGAACGCCUGCGAUAUGGACAAUGACCCCAACAGGGCGCCACUCUGCAACCAGGCGGACUGCAAACUGCCGGACUGCUACUGCUACCACGAUGCCAACGAGAUCCCCAAUGGCUACCAAGCGAAGGAUGUGCCACAAAUGAUCACCAUCACUUUCGACGACGCCGUCAACAACAACAACAAUGACCUAUACCAGAUGCUCUUCACUGACCGCGUCAACCCUAAUGGCUGCAACAUCAAGUCCACCUUCUUCGUGUCCCACAAGUACACCAACUACACCUCCGUCCAGGAACUGCACCGUCAGGGACACGAGAUCGCAGUGCACUCUAUCAGCCACAACUCAAGCGAGGAAUUCUGGUCCUCGGCGACGGAGGACGAGUGGGAGCGCGAGAUGGCCGGUGGCCGUGUCAUCGCUGAAAGGUUUGCCAACAUCACCGAUACCUCCGUGAUCGGCCUGCGUGCGCCAUACCUGCGUGUGGGUGGCAACAACCAGUUCAGCAUGAUGGAGACUAACUCAUUCCUGUACGACUCCACCAUCUCCGCACCCGUACAGAACCCUCCCCUCUGGCCCUACACCCUGUACUACCGCAUGCCCCACGUGUGCCAUGGCAACGCCCAGCGGUGUCCCACGCGCUCCUUCGCUGUGUGGGAGAUGGUCAUGAACGAGCUGGACCGUCGUGAGGACCCCUCGGUUGAGGCUGACCUGCCUGGCUGUGCUAUGGUUGACUCCUGCUUCUCCAGCAAGCCCACCGCUGACCGCUUCUACAACUUCCUCAACAACAAUUUCAACCGCCACUACCAGACCAACCGCGCACCUCUUGGUCUCUUCUUCCACUCUGCCUUCCUGAAGAAUGACCCCGAAAUUUUCGAUGCUUACUUUUGGCUCGACGAGAUCCUCGCUAACUACAAUGACGUGUUCUUCGUGACCAUGACGCAGGUGAUCCAGUGGAUGCAGGACCCACGACCCGUGAACCAGCUCAACAACUACGAGGCCUGGAGGGAGAAGUGCGUGGUAACCGGCUCCCCUCUGUGCAUCGGCGGUACCAACUGCGAGCUGAACACCGAAGAGCUGCCCGGAGAGACCCUGCGUCUCAACACCUGCAUGCGCUGCCCGAACAAGUAUCCCUGGCUAAAGGAUCCCUUGGGCGAAGGGUUUUUCUAAGACAACAAACACACUGAAAAACUCCUCGCUGCCACCUGCCCCCGUAGGGUGAUCUGUGAGAGCUCCUUUUCCACCGCUCUCUUCUUCACCCAGGGCGCAGUACCUAAACCUGUAAAUACUGUUUUAUAAUUGUGUAUACAUGAUUGUGUCCAGACGAGCGUGGCCGUGCCCUCACCGUCGCCCAUCACCCCUGUUCCUUCCAACCUCCACUUCUUACCUUCCUUCACUUACCAUGACAGGUCAAGGUGGGUCACACGCACUCGUAAGAGGUCAAGUCGGGUCACUUUCCCCUUCCUCACAGUCCCCUCGUCCCAAUCUUUUUUCCGCUCCAAAGUGACCUGUUGCGGCCCUCUUCGUAUUUAUUAGAGCUGGAGGUGCCCCUGCCCCCUGACCUCCCGUACACACAGUCGGCCCCACCACCAGCACGUUCGAGGUCUUACUAGCUGUGAUGAUCGUCGAGAUUAUUACUCUUAUUUGUUUUUAUUACUUUCCAUAUUUUGCGUUUCAUGUUACCCAAUAAAACAUUAUUCCUUAA
Messenger RNA from Portunus trituberculatus (swimming crab), 2213 nucleotides. Its product is annotated as chitin deacetylase 1-like. The record is from RefSeq and is a predicted model, not a curated record. Gene Ontology annotation, biological process: carbohydrate metabolic process. NCBI's taxonomy places the organism in Eukaryota, Metazoa, Arthropoda, Malacostraca, Decapoda, Portunidae. Gene Ontology annotation, cellular component: extracellular region. Gene Ontology annotation, molecular function: hydrolase activity, acting on carbon-nitrogen (but not peptide) bonds; chitin binding; protein binding.